AUUUGAACAGUCAUCAGUGUUUCAGCAAAGAGUAAAUAUAUAUUUACUCUUUGGUUCGAGACUUCGAGUUUAUGAUAUAUUAUAAAUAUAUUAUAUUGUUGGGUUAAUACUGCUUUGCAGUUUACAUCGAAUCAUCAAUUCUCCUUGGAAUUUUAUUAAUAGAUGGAUAGAAAUGUGAAUAGACCGAAGCAUUGGCAGUCAAAUGCAAGAAGAAAGAAUUUGGCGGAGAAGAAAGCAUUUGCUGAAACAAAUAAAAUGCCAUCAUAUCAAAACAAAUCUUUGGAUAUGAGUGUAAGACUUCAGCUUUGGAAAACAGAAAAGAUCAGGAAGGAACAGUCAUCUAAAGAGAAGAAAAAGCUUAAACAAACAAAUUCAAAGACCAUAUUAUAUUAUACCGGAAGCAAAAGUAACAUUCCGUUAACCAAAACAACCAAAUUUUUAAACAAGAAGUUUAAAACACCGCUGAAGGAAUAUCAGUCGCCUUCAAUUAAAGAUACUUACAAGGAUGUCAGGCUUGACAUGAGGACUCGCCUUGAAUUAUGGUGGAAAGAAAAAGGCAAAACUCCACAAACACCAACCUUAUCGAAUCAAGGUUUCCCGUGCAAGCACCCAGUUGGGGCUAGCCCAAACCAAAGACGAAAAACAUGGUGCCAUAAUGAAAUGCCCAGGUCAAAAUCUGUUCAAAAUCGAAAAUCUCUUCAUAGACAAAGUGGUAUUUUUAAGCAUGGUGAAUUGUCUGGCAAACAGACAAGGAAAAGUUGUUCUUUUAUUCUUCAAAACAAAGAAAAUGAAACCAAUGAAAAUAAUUCUAGUACUGAUAGCUUUAUGUGGUGCUCAGACAAAGUUUCUCUAGCUGCUGACGAAGAGAAAGAUCUAAUCAAGACUUUAGAAAGGUGUUAUGAAAUGUUUAAAGAGAAGAAUUUGACGCAGGAGGAAAUAGCAUUCAGACUUGAUGAUAUUCAGCGGGAGCACCCAAAUGCAUUAAGACACGCACUCUAUUGGAUCUGCCGAGCAAAGCUGGCUGAGAACUUUGGAGAUCAUGAAAGAGUUGUUUGCAAUAUUGAACGGGCAACCGCUUUUUCAGCAGAGCCAAAACAAAUAGUAGAAAAGUAUUUUGCUGAGUACAAGUCAAAAGCACAGAGGGACAACGAAGGAGCAGAAAGUCCCGCAAAAGAGAGACCAUUUCGCACACCAUACAGGACACCCUGUAGAGAAUUAUCUAAACUUGAUGGAGAAGUCUUUAACUCUUCAGUUGUGAGGUUUUGUUUGAUUGAUUCCACUCCAAGGAGAAACAGAAAAUCUGCGCCUGAAAAGCGUGUAUUCACUCCUGUCCGCCGGACUACCCGUUGGGAACGUUGCGGUAUUACACGUCCAAAGAUGAUUGAAGAGAAGAGAAUAACCGUAGCGUCGUUGGGGGAACUGUCCAGUCCAAUACGAUCCACAAUUGUGUUUAAACCAAACAUGCUACUUCCUUGUCAACUGGAUGAGGAGAUGCUAAUUGAUCUUGAAUAAAAUAAAAAGAAUUUUUUAUACGCGGUAGGGAAGAAUAUUUGAUGCG
Molecule: messenger RNA, 1558 nt
Organism: Dendronephthya gigantea
Lineage: Eukaryota; Metazoa; Cnidaria; Anthozoa; Malacalcyonacea; Nephtheidae
Product: cytoskeleton-associated protein 2-like
Exons: 10
Coding region: 163-1512 (449 amino acids)
Cellular component (GO): mitotic spindle; cytosol; centrosome
Source: RefSeq, a predicted model, not a curated record